UUGCAUUUCACGAGUUCCUCUCGUCACUUGUUUGUUUGAUAAUGUGAGUGAAGAUUCCUCCGAGGAGAGGCAAAAUCAGAUGCCACCAAAAUCUGCGAUGGAAGGGCCCAAUCAUGCUCUUCUUUGAAGGCUAGGGCUCCAGGUGUCUUGCCUUGGUGCCUUGCACGAUUCUUGCCUUGUUCUUUCGUUGACCAGAUGAAGGAGAGGACGGCAACUUGAACCUUAAACCAAUAAGAAAAUGCUGACUAUUGUUUCUCAGGUGUUCUCUUCUAGACAUGGCUUGCAUGUCCCUAAGAGAUGUGUUGACAAGUGGGUCUUAACUUCAACUUUGAUAUCUGAGUCAUGCUUAAAACAGAACAAAUUCAAUGGAAAAUGCUGGCAAGUAAAAAAAGACGAGACACCCACUAAGAUUAAACCACUCCUUUUCUCUGUAUAAAUCCACCCUCUCUCUAGUUUUUCUCACCCACUCCUCUCCCAACACUUGCAAAAUGGAAUACCAUCAAUUCCAAAAGCAGCCAAGAGGAGUCUCACACAGAAAAUUCAAGGAGAGAUGCUUAAGCAACACCUCCAAGAACAAGUUUGUUGGAGUUAGACAAAGGCCUUCAGGAAAAUGGGUGGCAGAGAUCAAAGACACCACACAGUCACAGAAGAUCAGAAUGUGGCUUGGGACCUUUGAGACAGCUGAAGAAGCUGCGCGAGCUUAUGAUGAAGCUGCCUGUCUUCUUCGUGGUUCGAAUACUCGAACCAACUUUAACACUCAUGUCCCCUCCAACUCUCCUGUUUCUAUGAAAAUUAGAAACCUUCUCAAACACAAAAAGAGUUUGAAACAGAACUCUUCCGCGACUUCCACCACAAAAUCUACCAUUAAAACCAGCACUAUAGUUAGCAGCAAGAGUAGUUUCAAUAGAAGCAUUAAUAGUUUUCUACCUAAUGAUAGCAACAUUGAUAGUUUUUCAUCAUCCAUCGAUAACCAUAGUAGUUAUUUUAAUGGCAUCAAACAAGAAAACAAAGUGUUUGAUAAUGCAUAUAGGCCAGACUUGAGUGGCUGCUGCAUUGGAGGGCUUGAACCGGUUACAUCCCAAUCCCAUCCCUCGUGCUCACUCCCGUCUGGGUUUGAUCCUCAACUUCAAUUUGUUCAAGAAGGAAUGUGGCUGCCGAAGAAUGCUGGUUUGUUGUCUGAUACAUCAUCUGGUCCAGAGUUAGCCGAAUUCGAACGCAUGAAGGUGGAAAGGCAGAUAUCAGCAUCAUUAUAUGCCAUGAAUGGAGGGAAUGAGUACUUUGAGAAUGCUAAUGAUUCAAGUGAUGCUCUCUGGGAUCUCCCUGCACUCUGCCAGUUGUUCUGUUCUAGUUGAUUCUCUCAAUUUCAUGAAUGUAGGCAGCAGCUAUGUUUUGAUAUCAAAUAUUAUUUGAGUUUUGAUUCAUUCAACGAUGAAUGUUAUCCUUUGUAAGGCAUUGACACAGCUUUUCAUACAA
Molecule: messenger RNA, 1473 nt
Organism: Populus trichocarpa (black cottonwood)
Lineage: Eukaryota; Viridiplantae; Streptophyta; Magnoliopsida; Malpighiales; Salicaceae
Product: ethylene-responsive transcription factor ERN1
Exons: 1
Coding region: 489-1352 (287 amino acids)
Biological process (GO): regulation of DNA-templated transcription
Molecular function (GO): DNA-binding transcription factor activity; DNA binding
Source: RefSeq, a predicted model, not a curated record